Vicia faba (fava bean) is the source of this 1317-nucleotide messenger RNA. The record is from the annotation of a GenBank genome assembly. NCBI's taxonomy places the organism in Eukaryota, Viridiplantae, Streptophyta, Magnoliopsida, Fabales, Fabaceae.
AUGCUUUCACCAAAAUGCGCAUCUACUGCUUCGUACCAGUCUUUAUCAGCAUACCUUGGCUUCAAUAGAAGGAAACUCGAUGGCCUGAAAUAUGCUCAGGUUUCUUCCCGCAACCAAAUCCCAGCCCUGCAGAAAAAUCAUAAGAAGAAUAACCAAGUUCAUGCAAAGCAUAAUGUGGUAGCAAGUGAAUCCUUACAUGCUACGAAGAAGUUGAAACGCAUGGACGUCAGAGAUGAUUUAGCUUCAGGGCACAUUCCAAAAGAUGUGAAAACUUUUUUGCCUUGCUCUACUUUUGUUGAAGACAAAUCAUCUAAAAUGUUAGAGUUGAAAAGGUCCACAUUAAAUUCAAAAACAGAAAAAAGCUUUGUCCAUGAGUUGCUACCUAUGACCAAACAACAUAGCCAAGUUCAGAAAACUAUGCUUGGUUCUGAUAAAGUUGCUUCUGGUGAUAAAAAAGUUUGGAACAAUCUUAAACUGAAAGGUGAUGCAAAGAAUGUUACGACAAAACAUGCACAAAAGAAAUGUAAAGUUGUUUGCCUCAAUGAAGAUGAUGAUGUACCUAAAACACCUGUUCAUGGAGGAGCUUCAAAAAAUAUUAAGUCGCCUUUUGCUUCAGAUAUCAAGAAUGGAAAUAAUGCACAUUCUGAGAAAUUUGAUGCUGCUAAGCUGGCUCACAGAAAUUCUAGUGAACUUGAGGAAGGUCAUUUGAAAGAACCAUGUUCUCAAUUACAUGUUGAUGCAUCAUCUAUUAAGCCCCCUGAAAAAGAGAAAGUCGAUGAAGCCACUCCCGUGCACAUUCCUCUUAGUCGGGAUAAGUUAGAUUCAAAGCAGUUUCCCUCCAAGGUGACAAGAGUAAGCUCUGCCUCCCCAGUAAAAUCACCUCAGCCAGUUCUUGCAACAACAGAGUCAAAUGUUGAGCGUAAUAAAUCUUCCAUACCUUUGCUUAAAGCUUCCAGCAUUGCUACUCCAAAGAAGGCUGAUAACGGGUCUUCCAAAUCUUCGCAUAACCUCAUCUCUUCUCAAAACCAAGUUUAUGCUCAUAAGAAGAAGCUAGCAUCUUCAGCUGAAAAUUCCAAGACUACUCUAAAAACAUCUAAGACUAUGAAGCAUCUUAUUUCAGUUGCCCAGGCAAAAUGGAAAAAAGCUCAUUCUCAGUAUCUUUCUUCUGAUAUUCAUAAUGUCCAGGGGGGAACUCCUAGCCCAUCCACAGUUCAGCCCUGCAUUACCAGUUUAGCCCUGCAUUACCAGAAAAACAAUGGCCCUGCAUUACCAGUUCAACCCUGUAUUAAAUUAAUAAAACCAAACAGAAAAAAUUAA